GGCAGUUUGAUUGCGUGAAGGGUAAACAUCUGAGAACCCUGCAAGAUUUUCUCUUGUUUUCUUCAACGAACUGGUGGAUUACUUUGUUGUGUAAUUGAAAAGUGUUCUUUUGUGAUUUUUAGAAGGAGAAUUGUUCACAAGGAAGUGUUUUUCGGGGAUCAGAGGAGUUUGUUUACGAGUUGCUAUGCUGUGUGCAUAAACUUAGAGAAUUUGGAUUAUGUCGAUUGUGUUAUGAGAUCCUGUCAUUGAGCCAUUUUAAGAAAACAAUUCUUAGUUGUAGAGGAUUUUUUUUUAUUGACAGCGUGUUUCGAUCUGUAGGCCUGAAAAAAUAUGGAAUUUUGUAAUGACUGAGAUAAUUUAGAAGAAACAGCAGUGAGUUCGUUGGCAGGCAAUAAACAACCUAGUUUGCUAGAUCAAGAAGAAACGUACGCUAUAACUUCCGGACGUCAUGUCUCUACGGACCAGAAUCAAUGGCUUUACUGCAUGGGUAAACCUCAGACUUAGUCCAACAGGACACUUCAUGCACAAUAUAUUGACAGAUCUGCUGAAAGGGUACAACAUGAAGGUUCUUCUAGAAAGUUUGACUGGACGGCCGUUGGAGAAACUGCAGAGUUUUGAUGGACUGACCCAGCAACAAAAGACAACAAGAGUGGAAUGGAUUGUGAAGGAAUUGAAACAUGCGAACAUUAUCCCCAAGGACACAUAUGUGGAUUCCAGAAUGUUUGCCAUGAGAUGCGCAGAUCAGGUGUUUGAUUUACUUUGGUGCCUGGUUUGUCAUGACAUCUGGUUUGUUUGGGAACGAUCUGAAUUCCUUCAACAAGCUGAAGGACAAAUGCUGACAUCAAAACCUUUCUCGUGGACUCCUCCACCUCCGCCACCCAAAACCCCAACCCUCAAGACAGAGAAAUCCAUGCUGUCAGGAUUUGGAUCAAAAUCGCUGAUUCAGACACCAAUAACCUCCCCUGAGGUGCCUUCUCCUAGUCCAACAAAUACGGCGAGGUCAGAUGACAUGGUGAACAGACGUCACAAGUCAAGAAAUUAUCCGUCACCAGAAUACUGCAUCUUGGAUAUGGUGAAUGCCCACCUUAAAAUGAACAGAGAGGGACGCAAACUCACAAGGGGUGUUUUGAGUUUGAGUGAUCUUACAGACAGCAGGGUCCUUUGUGCUCUGGUGAACUCAUUUGUUCCAGAGACUUUCACCACAGAAGUCUUAUUAAAUGACCGGUGGACAAUAAACCUCGCGUUGAGGACAGCAAAUCAAAUGUUUAAAUCUUCAAAUCCCUUUGACUCUCAAGACUUAGUUGAGGGUGACAUAAUGUCUGUAUGCUGUUAUUUUGGAUUUUUCUUCAUGAGUGGAUACAGAUAUCGACAAUCCAGAGCAGUGCUCAAGAGACUGGAUGAAUUGAAUGUCUUGAAAAUUGGGAUCAAAGACGAAAUGGAACAGUUUCCAUCCCUCAUUACCAAUGUAAAGGAUCUAAAGAGAAAAAAAGAAUUAGAGAAUCUUAUAUCUGUGUACGAUGAAGAAAUCCAGUUUUUAGAGCAAAAUUAUGACAUUGCUAAAUGUAAUGUUUGGAUGAGACAGGUAGCGGAGAUACAAAAUAAGUGUCGAACAAUUGUGGCAGAAAAAAUUGUGCAAAGGUUUGAUGUUGUCAAGGUUCCAAGGAACACAACCAUCAAUGAUUUGGCAGUGGAUAUGAUUAUUAAUCUGAGUCUGACGUGUGGAACAGGGUUUUACAGCAGUAAGGUUCACGAGACAGUGUGGAAAGGUCGCAAGCUUGUGAUCAGAGACAAAGAAACUGGUGAAUUUUUCGAUGAUUUUUCCGGGAAUGCAGACCAUAAAGAAACUGUGCGUCAAGUACUUGGCUUAGAGGAAGAUCAAGUGGCGGAAAUUAGUGGCGAUCAUGAAAAAUAUGAGAUAUACUUUGAAAGUUCGUCAAGAAAUAAAACACUGAAAGCUGGAUCCUGGUUUCUGUACCAAAUAUUUCCAGGCACCACGUUACAGUGUCAGCGAUUGUUGUUCAAGGCAGCCAAGACGGGUGAAUUGGAUACAGUCCAAAAACUGGUGGCCUUCUUUAAUGCAGACAAGGACUUCAUCAAGUCCAAAGAGCAUGGGUCUGGCAAUACAGCUCUGCACAUGGCCUGCAGGCACGGACAUUUUGACAUUGUGUUAUAUUUGUUGGAAAACGGAGCUGACAUUGAUAUGUUUAACAAUCACCACAACACGCCUUUUUUCCUCGCCACGGAAAGCUUACAGAAAGAGAUAUGCCAGCUUCUUAUCGAAUGGGGUGCCGACGUGAUGAAGCGAAACAAAAGCAGCAAAACGGCGUUUGACUUGAUGCGUCAUUAUGAACUCAAGAAAUUCUUGGAAGCCAAGUAUAAAGAAUGGCAAGAGCUUGUCCCUAAGUUGAUAUCAGGAGACAUCAAGAAACUAACUGCUGUGAUAGACGCUCAUCACAGAAGAGAAAAAACUAUGGCCAGUCUCAGAAGCAGGUGUGUCAGUGGUAGCACUUUACUCCACACAGCGUCCUUCUUUGGAGCAAUCCCAGUUAUCAAGACCUUGCUCUCAGAAGGAGUGGAUGUCAAUACUUUGGACUACAAAGGAGCUACGCCCCUGCACAGAGCCAAAGAUGCGGCCACCGUGGAGCUUCUCCUCGAGGCAGGAUCAAACAUUGACUGUGAAGAUCAUGAUGGCAACACUCCACUGCAUGUCAAAUGUUACGGAGAAAGCGGAGAGCCCACUGACUUAGAAUGCAUUGAAAAAAUGCUGAUGAAAGAAGCUCCUCUCAAUACCAGAAAUAAUCGAGAUUUGAUGCCUAUUCACUGCUGCGCUAUGCAAGGUCGGAUAGACGCCAUUCAGGCUUUGCUCUUCUUCGACACUGAAGGAAUCAUAAGGCAAAACUUGGAGAUGGAAGGCGAGAAAACCCCACCCAGUCUUCUUCAUUUGUCUGUGGCUAACGACUUUCUAGAUUGUGCAAAAUGGUUAGCAGAAAACAAGUUUGAAUUCAAGGAGAAAGAAACAGAUUUACUUGUGCAUAAGAUUCUGCUUGAAGAAGUUCCUUGUGGUGAUCGUGUGGCAACCGUCAAAUUUCUCCUCGAAAAUGGUGCUUCCGUCAAUCCUACGUACCCGGGAGGAAAUACAGCUCUUCACCUGACCGCAGGCUUGUCGAACGCAUCAGAUCUGUUAGAGUUGUUAUUGUCAUUUGAUGCCGAUGUUGAUGCCAUGAACGAUGACCUGUGUAGUCCGCUGUUUUACGCCGCACAGGCUAAUAAUCUGUAUGCGGCAAGUCUUCUGUUAAAUCAAGGAGCCAAUGUGAGGACAAGAAACUUGCAAGGUCUGUCUGCCUUUGAUUUUAUCUCUGACUUCGAAGAGUGGAUUGAAUGCGGUUAUUUCAGCGAGGAAAUAAAGGCGAGAUUAAAAGCCUACAGCCUCAAGCAUGCGCGGGAUCUGGUUCGAGCUAUAACCAAGAAAGUUAAGAACCAACCAAGACUUUCCACGUCACAGCAGCUAGUGGGUCGAUCCCAGCCUGCCUUGUCGGCAAUCGGUGGUGGUCAUGUGCCUCUGAUGCUUCCGCCAAUCAGAAAAGGAGCGACGAGUUGAAGCGCGCGAUUAUUAGCUGUGAUCACGUGGAACAGGCUGCUGUCCUCGCUUCUUGAAUCUUAGAAACGCAAGAAAAGUCUAAAACACUGAUCUGAAUAUCGUACGCGCUUCUAUUUGAAAAUUGUAAAAAGUUUUAAAAUGAGUGUAGUUAGUUCACCUAGUGAGCUUCCUAAUCGGAUAUUGCAUUGGUUUUACUCUACCUCGCUCUGUGAUUGGUGCAACCCUUGCGACACUUUCUUAACCAAUCAGAAUCAAUACUCAAACCAAUCACGACGUGGUCAGUCAUCCAAGUUUUCGUGCGCUUCAGACAAUUUACUUAUUUAUACUGGAAGCUCACAUUGGUUCUUUGUUUUUUGGGAACCACUAAACAAUCUUUUCUCGUGAA
Pocillopora verrucosa is the source of this 3983-nucleotide messenger RNA. RefSeq lists its product as uncharacterized. NCBI's taxonomy places the organism in Eukaryota, Metazoa, Cnidaria, Anthozoa, Scleractinia, Pocilloporidae. Gene Ontology annotation, biological process: protein localization to ciliary inversin compartment. Gene Ontology annotation, cellular component: ciliary inversin compartment. The record is from RefSeq and is a predicted model, not a curated record. Gene Ontology annotation, molecular function: protein binding.